AUGUCAUAUGUUGAAAUAUCUGACGCAGAUGAUUGGGGCAAAGUUUAUCCAAACUUGUCUGGAGAUGGUGCCCUUGGUAUGCUUAUUAAUCGUAAAGCAGAUAUAUGCAUUGGAGCUAUGUACUCGUGGUCCGAAGAUUACAAAUACUUAGACCUCUCCAUGUAUCUUGUACGUUCUGGAAUAACAUGUCUUGUACCAGCGCCUUUGCGGCUGACCAGUUGGUAUCUUCCCUUAAAGCCUUUCAAAGAAAUUUUAUGGGUCGCAAUUCUAUUAUGUCUAUGUAUGGAAGCCGUAGGAUUGGUUUUAGCAUAUAAAAGUGAGCAAGCGCUGUAUGUAGUGCCUAGUUACCGUGAGGGCUGGUGGACUUGCAUAAGGUUCGGAGUAUUUACCACCUUUAAACUUUUCAUAUCGCAAUCGGAAAACAGCAAGGCAUAUUCACUUACAGUUCGUGUACUACUCUUUGCCUGCUUUGUUAAUGAUUUAAUCAUAACCAGCAUAUAUGGAGGCGGGCUUGCCAGUAUAUUAACAAUUCCCAGCCUGGACGAGGCAGCCGACACAGUCCAGCGUUUACGAUUGCACCAAUUACAGUGGGCGGCCAACUCUGAGGCAUGGGUGUCUGCCAUACGCGCUUCUGAUGAGCCAUUAGUGAAAGAUAUAUUGCACAAUUUCCACAUCUAUAGUGACGAUGAGUUGCUACGCUUAGCCCAAGAACAGCAUAUACGCAUUGGAUUUACUGUGGAGCGUCUGCCAUUCGGUCACUUUGCUAUCGGGAACUAUUUGGGGCCUCAAGCGAUUAGCCAGUUAGUUAUAAUGAAGGACGAUCUUUAUUUUCAAUAUACGGUGGCUUUUGUUCCCAGAAUUUGGCCUCUCCUCGAAAAAUUCAAUACUCUGAUAUAUAGCUGGCAUUCUUCUGGCUUCGAUAAAUACUGGGAAUACCGUGUCGUUGCUGAUAACUUAAAUCUGAAGAUACAGCAACAAGUACAAGAUACAAUGACUGGAAUUAAAGAUAUUGGUCCG
Drosophila erecta is the source of this 1017-nucleotide messenger RNA. RefSeq lists its product as uncharacterized. The annotation marks the transcript as partial. The transcript is spliced from 4 exons. The record is from RefSeq and is a predicted model, not a curated record. Lineage: Eukaryota; Metazoa; Arthropoda; Insecta; Diptera; Drosophilidae.